AUGUGUAUACUCGGCAAUCGGUACAUGACGUCUGGUUCUCUAUGCUCGAUUGCUUCUCCCUUAGCCGAUUACAUAGCGCAUGCGCUGACCCUCCUUCUUCCUUUUCGUCCGUCUCGAGUCGCCAUGGCUCCUGUGAAGAAGACCGUUACCAAGGGCAGCAAGAAAAAGAAGCAACUGCUCAAAUUCACAUUGGAUUGUACUCAUCCAGUGGAAGAUGGUAUCAUGGAUGCUGCUAAUUUUGAGCAGUUUUUGCACGACCGUAUAAAAGUGAAUGGCAAGGUCGGAAACUUGGGAGGAGGAGUAGUGUCAAUUGAACGAAGCAAGAGUAAAAUCACAGUGAGUUCAGAAGUUCCCUUUUCAAAGAGAUAUCUGAAGUACCUCACUAAGAAAUAUCUGAAGAAAAACAACCUCCGUGAUUGGCUUCGUGUGGUUGCCAACAGCAAAGAAAGCUACGAGCUGAGAUAUUUCCAGAUCAACCAGGAUGAAGAGGAAGAAGAGGAUGAAGAUUAAACUGGGAUCUGGAAGGCUUUUUUUGUAAAGAAAAUAAAAUAUACACAUACUUUA
Messenger RNA from Xenopus laevis (African clawed frog), 564 nucleotides. RefSeq names its product ribosomal protein L22 L homeolog (gene rpl22.L). The transcript is spliced from 4 exons. The record is from RefSeq and is a predicted model, not a curated record. The coding region runs from base 1 to 510 and encodes 169 amino acids. Lineage: Eukaryota; Metazoa; Chordata; Amphibia; Anura; Pipidae.